CGGCAGCCCUAGGGCUUGAGGGGCAGGAUAUUCAUGGCCAACAUGUUCUUUGCCAAGUCCCUGCUUCUCUCAUCCUUAGUGUUGGGAGUCCAGUUACAUCUGCACCAGCCUCAGCGGUUCCUGUUUGUGGAAGUUGGUAGGACAGCAGAGAUCCACUGCUCCUCCAGCAAGGAUUUGGAAGGGAGACAAUAUGUGCACUGGUAUGUGAGAAGGGCUGGCAAGGCUCCAAGGCACAUUAUGGUGUGUGGAGAUACUAAAAAUGUGAACAAAUAUGAUUGCAAGUACAAGAGUCACAGCACAACUCUGGAAAUCAGGAGCAUCCAAAGGAAGGAGUCUGGCAUAUAUUACUGUGCAUAUAAACAGCCCACCUACUUGACUUUUGGAAAUGGAACCACGGUGAUCGUAGGAGACAGCUUCACCAACAGCAGCUCCGUGCUGCUCCUGGGCCCCGUUGCAGGGGAGAACGGAGCCAGGGAGCUUGCACAUCUGGCCUGUGUGAUCCGGGGCGUCUCCAACCUUGUCCAGGUGUCCUGGCACGUUCCCGGAGAGGAGCCAGCCCAGGGGCUGCCACGCUUACUGGAAGCCAGUGAUGGGUCCUUAACACUCAUCCAUGGCAUCAGCAUCCCCUGGGCCAGCUGGACCAGCGGGGCGACUGUCACCUGUGAGGUCACAUUCAACUUAUCUUGCAGCAGCAUUACCAGACAUGCCGUGUACUCUGCACCUCCCUCCACAGCCUGUGUCAUGCUCCCUGUCGUGGCAGUGGGUAGUGCCAUGCUGCUGUUCACGGUGCCCCUGAGUCUCAUCUGGAUCUGCUGCCCUCCCAGAUGGGGAUCCUGGUCCAGGAAGCCAACACCUCGCGUCUCCCAGCAGAAUCAGGACGGACUCAUAUACGCAGACUUAGAGCUUAAGCCACCGACAUGCCGCAAGCCCAGAAAGCAGCAGGCAGCAAGAGGGAAGAAAAUGACACCAUGAACAGCCAUAUUUUGGGCUCCUUCAUGCGGGGAUGGUGUUCAGUUCUCCACUGAUUGGUGUGAGCCACGCCAGCUGUUAAGAAGGCUCCACGGGGGGAAACGCAGACUGGACAGGUCAGAAGACCCCAAAGAUGAGCAUGGCUCAGAGUGGGGGACAUCAUUUUCUAUCACUGUAGCAAUUAGGUGGAACAUUUCCCCCGCAUCAUGGGACAUUUGAAGACAAACCUCAAUUUCACUUUUUUUUCCCCUUUAAAUUCCCAGCUGUAAAUGUCCCCUAUGGAGGGACAUCACGUGGACUCUUGAGCUGUUCAGCAAUCAGGGAACAAGAGACAAUCCCCAGGGAGCUGGGCCUGUGUCCAGCCCACAAUUGGACAGGAACCUGUUCUGGAGUAUCUGUGCUGUGCUCCCACAUGAGCUGGGCGGAUGCUGUGCUGUGGGUUUCUCACAUGCCAGCUACCAGGCUCUGAGCGCACUCAUCCCACGGCCUUUUCCCUGCUAUCGUUAUCUGCACUAACAAGAUGCAUCUACUCUGUACUACUGUCCACCCCUGCCCUUGGCUGUGUGCACCAGCCUUGUCUCUGUAGCCUUCUGACAAAA
Messenger RNA from Alligator mississippiensis (American alligator), 1568 nucleotides. Its product is annotated as immunoglobulin lambda-1 light chain-like. The transcript has 6 exons. The coding region runs from base 34 to 972 and encodes 312 amino acids. The record is from RefSeq and is a predicted model, not a curated record. Lineage: Eukaryota; Metazoa; Chordata; Crocodylia; Alligatoridae.